UACAUGGUAUCUAUCUGCCGAGUGCCGUCAUUGAAUUUUAAAAGUAACGGCAACAAGUUGUUUUGUUGAACGUAUGAACUCCUAAUUUUAAAAUGAAUUCAUCAAACAAACCCAUUAUUUUAAACUUAGAAAUAGGUGACCAAUUAACCACAAUAUCUUGUGGUCAUGUUCUGGUGGAGCUAAUCAAGUUUAUCGCUUAUCAAAGACUGCAAAUACCUUAUUCAUAUCAGUGGUUAAAACAUAUUGUUACGAAGAAAAAAAUAAGCGAAGACGAGGAAGUAAAGGAAAGUUUUCAAUCUGAAAGACACUUUCGGGCAGCGUCAACAGCGUUGGAAAACUUGGAUUUCAUUCUAAAGAGUCUUCAAAAAGAGAUUGGUGGUCCGUCAAUCCCUGAGGAAGUGUGUAUCAGUCUUGGUGCUACUCCAGUGACCUGUAAGGAGAUGUACAGGGUACUCCUGCCAGUAGCAUGCCAUAAGCCACAGUGUCACUCUACACUCAUAGCCAAUGAUCAGAAAAUACAGAGAAGUGUAUUUAGGACAUUAGUGACAUCAGAAAAAUUAAGCCAAUUUUUCUUCAACCAGCUCUCACCAACCAACCUAUAUGUUUUUAUUAAGAAAAAGCUUGUGAACAAUCUAGACACAAUACUUGACAAUGAAAACUUUGUCUUUACAAGUGGUUGUAGAAUACCAAGAAACUCUAAAAUAAUUGUUCUGGACUUCAGAACUAAAACAUUUGACAACCUCACCUGUUGCAAUGAGUUUCAGAUAUUUGGAGAUAUGGUUUCUGAGAACCCCCAAAACUUAGUAAUAGAACCUUCUGAUGAGAAUGAUGAUGAAUUCAAUGAGAUUGAAUCCACAGAUGAUGUGAAGUGGUAUCAGUCUUCUUAUGUUAUGAAGGGAUUUAAAGACUGUAUUGUUAAUGGCAGUUCUAUUACGAACGCCUGGCUCAAUUCUUGACUGAGUGCAAACAUAGCUCAAUUUAAUAUUUUUUUAUUGAUUAAAACUUAUAUUAUUGUUAGUGCAACUUUGCAUUAUUAUCGACUGACAUUUAAUAACUUGAUGUUAUGAUUAUUGUUUUAGUUUUCCUUACAAUGUAUAAGUUAGGUGUAAUAGGCAAAUUUUUAUAUUGAUUAGUAGAAAUUAUCACAUUUAAGACUUUACAAAUAGACAUAAUUUCAAUGUGUGCCAUACUGUUUCAUCAUGUUUACAAUUAAUCAAA
Molecule: messenger RNA, 1218 nt
Organism: Helicoverpa armigera (cotton bollworm)
Lineage: Eukaryota; Metazoa; Arthropoda; Insecta; Lepidoptera; Noctuidae
Exons: 3
Coding region: 93-956 (287 amino acids)
Biological process (GO): regulation of exit from mitosis
Cellular component (GO): nucleus
Source: RefSeq, a predicted model, not a curated record